UAGAACUUCAUUUCAACGACACUAUUCGAAGUUGAAUAUUGAAGAUUUCAACGACAUUAUUCGAAUAUUUGAAAUUGGAACUGCUUCUAACAAAGGCUAUUACCUAAUUGGUGGGGAUUAUUUUGCUGCGGCUGCGGCUGCGCCAUGA
Dentiscutata heterogama is the source of this 148-nucleotide messenger RNA. NCBI's taxonomy places the organism in Eukaryota, Fungi, Glomeromycota, Glomeromycetes, Diversisporales, Gigasporaceae. The record is from the annotation of a GenBank genome assembly.